GCGCUCUGGGUGCUGUUUUGUGUGUAAGGUGCGCUCUGGGUGCUGUUUUGAGUGUGAGUGAGGCGCGCUCUGAGUGUGUUUUCUGUGAGUGUGAAGCGUGAAGCACAGUGACAGUGACGGUUGAUGUGUUUGAAUAGGAGGACACUAGAGCAAAGACACAUUUUAGGAUCAAAGGUUGAUGUCUAGUGUACCUGUGGAAAAUAAUUUUGUCCUAGGUGUGGCGACCCUCCUGUUCGUGGAUGCGCGGGCAGGCCCGGCGGCGUCCGGAUGCCGAGGUGGUGACUUGGGGAGGUGAGGACCCCCGCAUAGCUACAGAAUAACACUGGAACGACCGUGUAACCACGGGUUCACAUUUAUUCUGGACUAGAACAAGACACAUUUUGCGAACAAAGGUUGAGUCUAGAUUAGUAAAGAAAUAAAAAGGUUAAAUUCCUCGUUUCAGUGGUUGAAAUUGUUGUGUGCCUGUCCCCUGACGAGUGUGAAAUUAAAAUAAAGAGGGAAUUUGGAGCCACAUAGAGAUAGACGGGCAUAAUUGGGUGUAUAACUCUGUGGUGUAAACAUUUAAAAAAGUAAUAGAAGUGUGUGGUGGUGUGAAUAUGUCGGGUCUUAAACCUGACGUAGAAAGAGGAGAAAUGCAGGGUGAGUGGAAAACUUUUGACGAGCAGGUGAAGGAGUUGUUGCGGGCGCUGAGGGUCAUGCGACCUGGCAGCGCGUGUGAGAAAAAAUCAAAGGCUGCAGCUGUGGCAGCAAAAGUCAAAGAGUUGAGUGAUAAGGAAGGAGUGAGAGGAGAAUCAAGAGGUUCAUUGGCAAAAUUGCUUCUGGGAAUAGCACAGAAGCUCCAGGAAGAAGAGCAGGAGAUUAGUACACAGUUAGAGGAGGCCUCUUUGUGGACAAGGCGGAGGAUUAAAAAACAGUUGCAGGAGGUGCAGGAGGAGAAAGCCCGCGUAACAAGGUGGGCUGUGACAUGCCAGGGGGUGGAGCACUGGAUGAGGGAGAGAAGGGAGGAGCCUGAGAAGCUGAUGCUGCCGGCUUCUCCGGUGAAGUCAUCGCUCACUGGCUUUCCUCCUCCCUAUCAGGCCCCCGCCCCCCUUUACCCUGUGCUGAGGGUGGAGCAGGGCUGUCUCUCUGGUGAGAAUGGCCAAGUCUUAGAAGUUACAGGAGGCUAUGUAGAUUGUGAUAUAUCUAAAGAGCCCAAACGACCUACUCCAGCCCCGAAGAGUGAAAGAAUAAAACAAAGCUCCACUUUUGUUAAUGAGGAGGGAGCUUGUGGCGGAGUGCAGUCACCGCCCAUGAAACAGUCUCCCCAGCAGGUAGAGACUGAAGAAGAGCGGGCUGUGCGGCUGCUUGAAACAGCUAUAAUAACUCUAGAGCAGCGUCAUCAAAUUUCUGAUGAGGAGGCAGGAAGUGGAGUAGUUGUUGCACCACAGGUUGAGAAAGGUGAGGUGUGCGGGCCUGAUGGGGACGCAUACGAGGGCUGGUUAUCCGGCACACUGGAUGAUAAUACGCCAGUAAGUGUCUGGGAAAAGCAGAAAUUAGAUGCAGGGCCGGAGCUAGAAGGGGCCUUUCAGAAUGGAGUAGCUAGAGAAAAAUGCAGGAAGAGGCAGAGUAGUCAAGCCCAAACC
This is a messenger RNA of Haplochromis burtoni (Burton's mouthbrooder), 1622 nucleotides long. RefSeq lists its product as uncharacterized. The record is from RefSeq and is a predicted model, not a curated record. NCBI's taxonomy places the organism in Eukaryota, Metazoa, Chordata, Actinopteri, Cichliformes, Cichlidae.